UAGCUGUUAACUACCAUGUCCGACAGCUCAGAUGAGGAGUGCCCAGACCUGGUGCCCAGUGUGUGUGAUGAUGUGGAGGCUGGACCAGAAACAGAUUGCCCCAUCCUGGCAGAGGCACCGACAAAUUCCACCAAAAUCCCCGUGACCAUCAUCACUGGAUACCUCGGUGCCGGUAAAAGCACACUGCUGAACCACAUCCUCACAGAGCAGCAUGGGAAACGCAUCGCUGUCAUCAUGAACGAGUUUGGGGCAGGAGGUGAGAUUGAGAAGCCUAUCUCCCUGGGAGAGUCAGGAGAGGUGUUUGAAGAGUGGCUGGAGCUCAGGAACGGUUGUCUCUGCUGCUCUGUCAAAGACAAUGGAGUGAAGGCCAUCGAGAACCUGAUGCUGAAGAAGGGAAGGUUUGACUACAUCCUGCUGGAAACAACCGGUCUGGCUGACCCAGGUCCAGUUGCAUCCAUAUUCUGGCUGGACUCAGAGCUUUGCAGUGACUUAUAUUUAGAUGGUAUCAUCACAGUGGUUGAUUCCAAGUUCUGUUUACAGCAUCUGCAUGAGCAGAAGGCAGAUGGCAAAGUUAAUGAAGCGGUCAGGCAAGUUGCCAUGGCUGACGUUAUACUGGUCAACAAAGUGGACCUGGUCUCGGCCCAGGAGCUCAGUAGAGUAGAAAAAGAAAUCAGGGCUAUCAACUCUGUUGCAAAGCUGCUGGAGACACACAAGUCAAGAACUGAGCUGGCAGCACUCCUGGAUUUGCAUGCCUUUGAGGGGAACUCGGAUCGUUGCAACCAAGACGUCUUCACCGCCCCGGUUUUACCGAACGCAGACUCCUGUUCGUCCUCGCACAGCCACCAUUUGGAUCAGAGUGUAUCCACGGUUACGGUGGAACUGAGCGGAGACAUGGACCGAGAGACAUUUGAAAUCUUCCUACAGGACCUGUUGUGGGAAAAGUCUAUAAAAAACACCAAAGGAGAGACAAUGGAUAUACUAAGGCUCAAGGGCCUGUUGUCGCUGCGAGGCUGCCCUCGGAGAUGCCUGCUCCAGGCUGUUCACGAGCUGUACGACUUGGAAGAGACUUCUCCCUGGCCUGAGGACGAGACUACCAGUAGGAUCAACAGAUUAGUUUUUAUUGGGAGGAAUCUUGACCACGGGGUCCUGGCGGGGCGGCUUGGCCAGGCCGUGAAGUGACCACCACGUGCCCCGGCCCGCAGAAAUAUCGUCCGCCAAGAAAAACAAACCUCCCUGCGUCUUUUUCGCGAGGCACGGAUAUAGGAUCGAUGAAAUGCUGCCAUUUGUGAAUACUGUAUCAUGAAUUUUACAAAUAAUAGCCUGUCAGUCUAAGUCUUAACUGAAAACCGUUCCACUGAAACGAACAUGGUAAAAGAUAAUAGUUUUGAAUACAAACGUGUGUGCUUGAAAGAAUUGUAAUAGACGAAUAGAUGAGUCCUUUUCGUCAACUUUUUUAUAGCAUAUGUACAUUUCUUACACGCGUAUAUGUAGAUAUGAAUGCUAGCAAUGUUUUUUCUCACAUGAAAGACAUUUCCAUUGUCUGAAAUGCCCAAUAAAAUGAUACAGUCGAGUUCUUUACAUUUUACACUCAGUUGUCUGAUGGUUGAAAUUAUAACGAUCAUAAACUAUAUUAAAGUAAGAUGUCUAAUUUGCUCAUACUAAAAAAAAAGAGGGCCAUCAGAUGGCCAUGUUUUAGUAUUUUUACUUGUUACUUUCCAUUGACUUGUGUAAUUCACUUUCUUUAUUUUGUGUAUACGAAUUUCAACCUCUCCCCGUGCAUGUUUUUGUGUCAUUCCGUGUAUCUCAACAAAGAAAACCACAAAAAAUGACGACGACUUCUAAAUAAAACAAAGUUUUGCCAAGA
Molecule: messenger RNA, 1864 nt
Organism: Branchiostoma floridae (Florida lancelet)
Lineage: Eukaryota; Metazoa; Chordata; Leptocardii; Amphioxiformes; Branchiostomatidae
Product: COBW domain-containing protein 1-like
Exons: 15
Coding region: 16-1179 (387 amino acids)
Cellular component (GO): cytoplasm
Source: RefSeq, a predicted model, not a curated record